This is a messenger RNA of Striga asiatica, 2361 nucleotides long. The record is from the annotation of a GenBank genome assembly. NCBI's taxonomy places the organism in Eukaryota, Viridiplantae, Streptophyta, Magnoliopsida, Lamiales, Orobanchaceae.
AUGCGUACUAAGAGUGGUCGUGUAAUCAUUCCGAACAAUGAAUCCAUCCAGAGAGACCUCCAGGAAUUGUUGGCUAACCUUGCACCUGUAUCUUCAGACUCAGCUAACCGAUACUCAGAUAGUCAGGGAGACAUGGCAAACAACAGUGAGGAGGAAGUGAAUAACCCACCUCGUCAUCUCCUUCGUGAUUUGGCUCAACCAAUAAUCGGGCCAGUGACUCCAUGCAUCCAGCUGGGGCCAGCAGCUCGGAACUACGAGCUAAAAACAAUCCACUACAACCAGCUGCCAUCUUUCCAUGGUCUACCCAACAAGGACCCACUCCAUUUCAUUCGGGAGUUCUAUAAUGUCCUCCAGACCUUCCCACUCCACAACUUAAAAGAGGACCAGCUGAAGAUGAUGUGUUUCCCAAAGAUACUCAAAGACCGGGCCAAGGCUUGGUUUAUGACACUUGCUCCCGACUCCCUGACCACUUGGGAGCGAGUGUACACCAAGUUUAUUGGGAAAUACUACUCUCACCAAAAGACGCAGGAGUUGCGUCGAGGAAAGAGGGCCGGGGUCCACGAAGUAUCUUCUGGGCGAGACAUGAUGGCCCAUCAGAUAGCCGAACUCACGGAGCAGAUGCGACUACUGAAUGCAAGGGGAGGCCAACCAAUGCAGACUAUGACCGUUGAAGCAUGUGGCUCCUGUGAAGUCCAAGGACACAGAUCAGAGGUAUGCCCCUCGGUAUUCGAUCAAGACUUUGCCUCCUCGACAGAACUUCAUGCAACAGCAACCCCGUCUCACUUUCAUCCCCCAACAACAGAUGAGACCGAAUUAUCCUCAAAGCAACAGCAACAGCAACAACAGAGGGGCCCAAUGGGAGGAAUGCAAGCACAAGGGGCUGAACCCAGUUCAGCAAAUCAAAACGACAAGCUGGACAAGAUUCUCCCGUUUAUGGCUAACAGUGAGCAAAGGGGCGUGAACACCGAUGCCUCUAUCCAACGCCUAGGAACACAGUUGGGCCAGCUUGCUACAAGAGUUGGGAAUAUAGAGGCCGACUCAGAUAAAGGGAAGUUGUCCAUCCAGCCUAAGGAAGCCAAAGCAAUCACAGUUCUGAGAAGUGGGAUGGAGGUAGACAAUCACGUGGAAAUGCCUAAACUUGAUGAACCAAAGCCGACCGACCAGCCCGUGGAAACAUACGAGGGUGUGGAGAAGAGCACAGUGACCAAUUCGAGGAAGCAGAAAGAUGGCUCGAAGUUGCACAAGUCAUCAAACCCCUUCAAACCAAGCAUACGUUUCCCAAGCCGACUUCGAGAAGAGAAGCAGGAGCAGCAAUUUCGGGACCUCUACAACAUGCUCUCAAAAGUCAACGUCAACCUACCUCUCUUAGACGUGAUCAAGAAUAGGCCUUCCUACGUGAAGUUUUUCAAAGACUUAGUGACCAAGAAGAGAAAAUUCGGAGAUGGAGAGAAAGUUGUCUUCUACGAGGCAGCAAGUGCUAUGCAGCAUGAUCUUCCGAAGAAGGAACGAGAUCCCAGGGGAUUCGUGAUUCAAAUAGCCCUCGGAAACGGAAAGAAGCUUCGAGGAUACCGUUCUAUCAGAUACUCUAAAGGGGUAGUGGAAGAUGUCCUUGUUCGUGUUGGGAAACUUAUCGUCCCGGUGGACUUCGUAGUUCUAGACGUGGGAGACGUGCAGGAGAACAGAAAAGAUCACACAAUCCUUCUCGACAGACCGUUUAUGGCUACCACCAACACCCUAAUUGAUGUCAAGAACGGGACAUUGAAUAUGACGGUCCUGGGCAAGUCAGUAUCCAUCUCUGUUCGAGAAGCUAUAUCCUCCUCCUCAGUGCACUUCAUGGAGGAGUGCGCCUUUGUUGAUGUAACCAACCCACUUGUUGCCGACGAGCACCACACGCCGACUCAACCCACAUCAGAGCUUAAGGAACUACCCCGUCAUCUCAUGUAUGUCUUCCUUGACGACGAGAAGCAAAAGCCGGUCAUCAUCUUUGCCGAGCUUAACCGGGACGAGGAGAAUGAGCUAAUUGAGAUCAUCUUAGAAAAAGGUGCCAAGCCAUUUCGGGAUAGCCAGCGGCGGCUCAACUCGAAUAUGAUGGAAGUGGUGAAGAAGGAGGUGCUCAAGCUCUAUUCAGAAGGGCUCAUUUAUCUAGUGGGAGACAGCGAAUGGUUCAGCCCGAUCCAUGUGGUGCCAAAGAAAGGAGGCAUCACGGUCAUCGAGAAUGAGAAGAAGGAGAUGGUCCCUACCCGAAUCACUACCGGGUGGAGAAUGUGUAUAGACUAUCGGCGCCUCAAUGCCGUGACAAAGAAGGAUCACUUCCCGUUGCUCUUCAUCGAUCAGAUUCUCGACCGUCUCUCGGGCCAUUAG